GUCAGCCGCGAGGGAGAGAUGUUUCAUCCCAUGGACUGAGGAUGAAGUCAUCCGCUCAGUGGCUCUGCUAUUUAAGCAUUCGUUCCUUGCACCUGCGGACGGACAUUUACGACCUAUCUCAGCCGGACUCAGCGGAUGGACAUCGCUAUUUGGAGGAAUUUUCGGAGGAGCUGAUCCGCAGCAAGUUCAGCCGCAGCGUCGCGGAGCAUCGGGACCAGGGCGUCCGUUGUAAGGAGAUGGUGUUGGAUUUUGCAGGGCAGAAUGUUUCGAUGGCCAACCAGUGGUUACACGAGUUCGUCUUCUGGGCUGCCAGUCUGGCGACAUCGGAGACACGUCUCCAGCUUCUACCUGCGGAGUGGUUCCGAGGGUCGCAGGGGUCGAAGGUCCUGGAGGUCAUUGAUGCCUCCGUGGGAGUUCCGUGGGGCGCGAAGGAGAGUGAUGGCUUCGGCACUCACUUUGCGGAUGGCUACCUUCAAGCCGUCGAGUCGGUGGACCGGAAGGCUUUAUUUGAAAGUACAAUGGCUGGGCAGAAUCGACUGUUGCUUCGCUUCGAUCCCAGAUUGAACUCCAAACGAAUCGCAGCCACUAGAUCUCAGAGAAUUUGGGCGAUUGUACAAGAUCUGGCAAAGAAUGGCGAGUUCUCCUACGUGACAGAGCGGCGGCAGAUUUUUGUGCUGGUCCGAAGUAGUGUGGGAGAAGAGGUGGCGGAAGCCCUCUGUGUGUUGCUGGAAUGCCAGUGCAGCAUCCUUCGACUGGUGGAUUUGCCGCAGGAUCAAGGUCUGAUAGAAGAGAUGCUGAUAGCAAGGUACCAAACGAUCAUAGACGUCAACCAAGCGGUGCUGAUCCUGCCUUUCGACCUUUAUGAUUUCAAGAGUCAACUGCAGUAUCAAGGCACUUUGUUGGAUCACCCGCAUUGGGAGGCCUUUGCACUGAUGCUGGCCCACUUCAUUGCGAGAUCCGCUCAGAGCUUAGUCAUUCACUUUUUCCUGCAUGCACAAUACCUGGAUGUGGGCGAUGAUGUGGCCCUGAUCUCCUGCGAGGGUCCAGCUGAUCAAGCGUUAGCGCAGCGGUGCUUGGAUCCAGUGAUGAUCCAUGCGAUCCAAUACACUUCAGAGAAUUUCCUGGAGGCUGGUCAUGCCUCAAGGCGCUAUUAUGGAUUGCUUUGGCAUCACAAUUCUGUGUACCAAUCUUGGGAAGUUGAGGACUUUGCCAGUAAGGAUUUCUGGGGAUGUUUGACUUGUUUAGCUGCUAAAAAAGGCAGCUCCCUACAGAUUCAGCCCAUGGUGGCAUACAUGCACGUGCAUGAGAGGCCGGCAAUCGAUUCGGUCAAUUUAUGGCAUCAUCUGCUGGAGAAAAGAAUGCCGCCAUCCCUGAUUGGAGUGAACCUCCUUGUUUCCAUGCCUGGCUCUGGCCAGUCAUAUGUUCGCUUCAUGCUUGAACUAAUGACAGGAAGACCAACCCUAGGAGUUGAGACAUACUACAGCACCAAGGGACGGAGUCUGGGCGACUGCUUUCCAGAGAUGGGCGUGAACCGAUCUGCCGAGCCGAUUUUGUGGGUGGCGCAUUCGUUCUUCGAAGCCAAGAAGCUGGUCCAAGUGCCCUUGUUGAAGUCCUUGGUGCUGAUCCUUCGCAACUAUGCGAGUUUGUGGUUGCGAUUGAAGUUCUCCCCCUUGGAUACCUUGGAUGACGAGUUGAGGCACUUUGUUGAAGAGUAUUUAGCCGUCCUUCCGGAGCAGGGGGAUGAAGUCAUCAUUUAUCAUGAGGACUUGAGGGCUGCUGAAGGGACCUUACCCCAAGAUCUCUUGACCCUGUGGGACAUUUCAAACCUGCAACACGAUGACGCUUCGCGGGCAGCGCGGAUCGGAGACUUGCGGAAGAUCGCGCAGAGUUGCAACGAGUCUGAUGAGACAUGUGAAAGUGCAGCGUGCAGAAACAUCAAGGUGGUCUAUGGAAAAUCUACGCAUCCGCAGCGUUCUGCACCGAAACACAUUCCUCUUGAGAACUUGCCGGAGAUCCUUCGAUUGGAAGAAUUGCUGUGUGAACGACGGCCGCAGGCUGUCAAUAGCUUCUUGUUGCGCGACGCUUGGGGCAGCGGACGAUUGAGGUAUUGCACUGCUGAGGGUACAGCCGUUUUUGCAGACGAUGCCAUGGAAAAGAAACUGCAGAUGGAGUGACAAC
Molecule: messenger RNA, 2178 nt
Organism: Cladocopium goreaui
Lineage: Eukaryota; Dinophyceae; Suessiales; Symbiodiniaceae
Source: the annotation of a GenBank genome assembly